Messenger RNA from Candoia aspera, 2822 nucleotides. It is a transcript of the gene CCDC28B, whose product is annotated as coiled-coil domain containing 28B. The transcript has 5 exons. Bases 397 to 963 code for a protein of 188 amino acids. The record is from RefSeq and is a predicted model, not a curated record. Lineage: Eukaryota; Metazoa; Chordata; Lepidosauria; Squamata; Candoiidae. Gene Ontology annotation, cellular component: centrosome.
UCAUGUACCCUCUGCUUUCAUAACAGUUUCUCUCUUGGAGAACAGCCAGCAGUUGCUUUUCACACCUGCCAGCUGGAGCUUUGAUUGCAAGAGGGUGUGUGUGACUUCCCAAAGUUGUAUAAGUGCCUCCAUACCCUGCUGUUUCCUCCAGUCAAGAUUAAUAUGUGUGGACUUCCCUCUUCAGGCUGUGUUUCUAGUCCUCAUUGUCCUGUUCUAGUGCCUCUGAAAUUUUCUUCAAGUACGGAAUUCAGUGUGGGGGCUUGAUCUGCUUUUCAAAGCCACUGCUUGAUGGUAGCUUUUACAUCGCCGCCUCAUUCUUGCUUGCUUUCAGGCAGCCUCUAAUUUCUGUGCCUCGGAGGCUUUUCCGACAUGCGGGGUGGCUGAGAGAGACACCCAAUGAUGGAGGAGAAGAAGAAGAAGAGUCCCAAGGCUCACCUCGGCCAGCCAGUGCCUGCAAGUGCGCUGCGCAAGCUGCCUGUUCCUGCCAGCAAGAGUGCCUCUUUCUCCCUGGGGAUGCCACACCUCCCUUCCCCAAAGCAGAGGGCCAAGUUUAAGAGAGCAAACAAGGAAACGCCACGAGGAGUACCCCAGCUUGGGGGCAAUGCAGGGUCUGUGGUGGGCACCCCCCUGCAGCAUUCGUUCCUGACCGAUGUCUCCGAUGUGUAUGAGAUGGAAGGGGGUCUCCUUCACCUGCUGAAUGACUUCCAUUCGGGAAAGCUACAAGCUUUUGGGAGAGAAUGUUCUUUCGAGCAGCUGGAACACAUUCGGGAGAUGCAAGAGAAACUUGCCCGCCUGCACUUUAGCCUCGAUGUCUACGUGGAGGAACUUGCAGAAGAUCAGAAGAAAACUGUAGCCGACAGGAAUCUGGAUCAGCUGCUGACCAACCUGGAAGAACUCAGCAAUUCCAUACAAAAGCUCCACCUGGCUGAAAAUCCUGAUUUGGAAGACGCAUCCAAUGCCUAGAAGAGGCGUCGGGAGGGGCCAAGCCGGCCCCCCUUGCGGCCCUUCUUAGGAGGCCUCAAGAAGCAACGGACGAGGACGCCUGGCAGGAGGCUGCUUCCGAACUGUGCCGUAAAUGGCCUGUAAAAAAAUUAGGUGCUGCCUGAUGGAGGGAGGCAGAGAUACGCAAGCAGGACCGGAGAUCUGCAGGAGACAGAAAACCCGAGGGGAAACAGCCCACUCUGCAUGGCUGCCGAAAAGAGGAGGAAGCAGGGAAGGGAAAUGAAAGUGGCCAGCGAGGAGGCAGAUCCCCUGCACGUGGGCUUGUGGUUGAGUCCUGAGCUGGGCCAGGUGUGGCAAAAGACCUCGUGCUGGCGAAGAAGGAGACACAGCCCAGAAUUGCUUCUGUUUUCUUUCCCCUUGCGUGGCCACUCCAGUUUCCACACUGGACCGAACUCUCUUGAGGUCAGCGAUGAGUAGCCGAUGUACCACCAGUCGCCUUGCGCUCUUGCUCCUCCUGCUGUGUGAGCUGCCCACCUCCCAUUUUUAAUUUUAUUUUUAUUUUUGUAAUGCCGCAUGAGUUUAACCUCCUGCAUCCUGUGCCUGCCCUGCAUAUGGCCUUCGUUUGAGAGCUGUAUAUUACUCUUUUCUCAAAACACAAUUAGUAUAUUAAGGGUAGGACAAUUGCUUUGGGAAGGGCUUGGAAGAAGCAGUCUGGGGCCUUCAAGGCAGAGAGGUGGCAUGGCAUCCUGGCUUAGAGGGUCCUAGUUUGAGGGUCAUCUUUACUGUGAAGCGGCCUUAGGUCAGCUGCUCCCUCUGAGCCUCAGGCUGCUCUUCCUCCAGGCAUAGAUUGCUGACUAUCUUAGCUGGUUAUUUUAAGAAAUGUGUACAUGCAAGGUGCUUUAGAACAGUCUUUUUAAAACUUGGCAACUUUAAGAUGUGUGGACUUCAACUCCCAGAAUUCCCCAGCCAGCAUCGCAAAGGUAUCUUAAGGCCAGGGAGUCCAAUCCCUGCUGAGUGUAGAGUAACUGAUUAAAGCAUCUCCAACUGAUUGUCAAGUGUCACGAACAGGAUGAUGCAUGUGAACCCUCCAGGAAUAGAAGUGUGGUGCUCAGUGCAAUAGCCACGUAUCUUUCACCUGAACUUGGUUUUUUAAAUUGAUUUUGCACUCCCAUUGUUCAUGAUGAUCCUUUUCUGUUCUUUUCCACUUGGAUCUAUAGCUAUGGUGAACGGACAAAUUAUUAGUGUCAAAUGUGAAAGCAACUGGGGAACUUUUGUGCUGAGAAGGUACAUGAGAACAUGAACAAUCCCUACACACACCCACACACCCACACACCCCAUCUCCCUGGCAGGGGAAGUGCAGAAGAGGGAGCACGCCAAAGCUGACUGGUUUGCUUUUCCGGGGCUGUAAAGUCAGGACAGCUCCAUUCGGCAAUGAGCCACAACAGAGCAAAAGAGGAUCAGCAAAAGUCAUCCUGGCUCCAGGAGCAGGGAGACCUUCCGCUCAGCGGUGGGGAAGGACCUUAUAAGUGGGGAAUUCUGACCAGAAAAUUAUUUGGAUCUACCAGCCUAUUUCCAGAGGGCUCCGACUGUUGCUGGAAUUGGGGGGGAGGGGGGCUUACCCAUUUGUAAGUAAUUCCUACAUAGAAGAGUCCCCAUAUUUGAGUUCACUCCCAUCUGUGGACUCUUCACAAGUGAAUGAUGUGAUCAGUGUAUUAAGUGUUGGAGUAGUUAAACUGAACCCCAACCCCAUACAAAAAAUCUUAGCCAUGGGAGUAAAAUGUAUGUUUGAAAUUACACUCUCCUUUUUUGGUUACUUUAAUUGAACACUGGUGCUACUCAUUCUGUUGAUUUUCUUGUAAAAUAAAGCUUUAUUACUGGUG